Molecule: messenger RNA, 484 nt
Organism: Drosophila arizonae
Lineage: Eukaryota; Metazoa; Arthropoda; Insecta; Diptera; Drosophilidae
Product: small integral membrane protein 14
Cellular component (GO): endoplasmic reticulum
Source: RefSeq, a predicted model, not a curated record
CAUUUUCAAAUACGGUUUUGUGAUUUGUACUAUUUGAUAUUAUUGCCAGUUGUGUUUUGUACGCCUUGUCACUCCUAUUACUUUGCCACCAGCAUCGUCAAGCACAACAGCAAGGGAAGAAGGGAAUUUUCAAUUAUGGCUGACGAGUUUGAUGGCUGCGAAUGCAUUUGGUCGCAUGAAUUGGCGAUGCAACGGCUUAUCAAUUUUAUACGUCAGAAUCAGAAUGCCUGCACAGACACCGAGUGCAUAGAUGUUAGCGGACGCACCUUGCACCCGGGUCAGGCGUUUUCCGGACGUGAUUCUGGCAAUAGUUUCACCAUUGCCAUGGUGUUCAUGCUGUUGGCCAUGUUCAUGUAUAUCGUGAACCCAAGCACUUGGCGUCAAUUGACCAACACUAAGCCAAGUCGCCGGGACAACAAUCCAGAUGGAGCGCCGCCGCCGCAGCCMCCGGCCAUCAAUUAAGCGUGGAAAGCUGCAUAAACGA